Messenger RNA from Acytostelium subglobosum LB1, 1215 nucleotides. RefSeq lists its product as hypothetical. Gene Ontology annotation, molecular function: phosphatidate phosphatase activity. The transcript has a single exon. NCBI's taxonomy places the organism in Eukaryota, Evosea, Eumycetozoa, Acytosteliales, Acytosteliaceae. The annotation marks the transcript as partial. The record is from RefSeq and is a predicted model, not a curated record. Gene Ontology annotation, biological process: phospholipid metabolic process.
AUGGAGUAUCAAAAUAAUAAUCAUAAUAAUAGUGGUGAUGAUAAACAACAACAACAACAACAUAUAAUAAUAGACUCAUCAUCAAAUAAUGGUGAAAAGAUAAAUCGUCAUCAAAGACAACUUAGUAAAGAUAUUACUACCAUCCAACAACAACAACAACAAUUAGAGAAAGAGAAAGAGAUUGAGAAAUAUAAUAAUUAUAUUAAUAAUAAUAAUAAUCAAUGUAAUAAUUGUAAUGGAAAUAUCAACAUCAUCAACAGACUCAACAACAAUAAGGAUAAGGGAACAACAGAUGAAGUAUAUAAUCCACAAUUAUAUUAUAAAUUACCAAUGUUCUCAAUGGGCCUAAGACGAAGAUAUAGAAUAUGGAUGUAUCUGUUUGAUUGGACAUUCACAAUUGUGUCACUGAUGACAGGUGCAUUCCUAUUCUAUUUUGUUCCGGUUCGUGGACGUCUGUUCACUUUAAACGAUCCUGAUAUAUCAUAUCCGCUGGUCCAAGAACUGGUCAGCUUCCCCGUGCUACUGGCCAUCUCCUACAUACUACCGCUCUUUGUUAUCGUGGUGACCGUCAGCUGUUACCAUCGCAAGUGGCACGACCUACAUCACUCUGCCCUAGGCCUCACACAGACCUGGGCACUCACCUUGCUGCUGGUAGCAGUGAUCAAAUGCUUCAUCGGAGGCAUUCGUCCAAACUUCCUCGUUCGAUGUAAACCAACCACCGAGUCAAUAGCCAGAGCUACACCAGUUGGUUAUAAUCAUAUAUAUUAUUCCAAAGAGAUAUGCACUGGCGAGCUUUACGACGUUAACGAUGCAAUGGCUUCGUUCCCCUCGGGACACGCAGGACUGUCAGCCUGUGGACUAGUAUUCCUGGCAUUGUUUCUACAUGCACGUCUAAAGACAUUCAACAAUCGUGGUCAUCUAGCAUUUUACUUCCUAAUACUGUCAUGUAUAAGUGGAUCGAUGUUGAUAGGAGUCAGUAGAAUAGUGGAUUACAGACAUACCUUUGCCAAUGUAUUCCUGGGAUGGUGUCUGGGCAUUGUAUGCGCUCUAUCAAUGUACCGACUCAACUUCCUAUCAGUGUUUGGCAAUGACAAUCAUGUACCUGUUGCAGACUAUUGGUAUUGGCAUCAUUGGAGAAAGACUCAUUGCAACAACAACAAUAAUAACUGCGAUGGUAUACCAAUGACAAAUGUCGAUGUUAUAAGUAGUGGAGUA